Neofelis nebulosa (Clouded leopard) is the source of this 1398-nucleotide messenger RNA. RefSeq names its product transgelin 2 (gene TAGLN2). Gene Ontology annotation, molecular function: protein binding. The record is from RefSeq and is a predicted model, not a curated record. Lineage: Eukaryota; Metazoa; Chordata; Mammalia; Carnivora; Felidae. The transcript is spliced from 5 exons. The coding region runs from base 182 to 781 and encodes 199 amino acids.
CCGGCGCUGCGGCGCCUUUAAAGCCUCUGGGCGCUCGCCCCGCCCCGGGUCCGCCCCGUCCGAGGCGGGAGCCGCUGAAAACCCCCGGCCCGGCCCGGGCGCGCCACUCGGCCCGCAGCCCCCGCCCAGAGUGCGCCGUGCCGGCCCGCCAACGCUCCCACAGCCACCGCUGCCCUUUGGAAUGGCCAACAGGGGACCUGCCUACGGCCUGAGCCGGGAGGUGCAGCAGAAGAUUGAGAAACAGUAUGACGCAGACCUGGAGCAGAUCCUGAUCCAGUGGAUCACCAGCCAGUGCCGCAAGGAUGUGGGCCGGCCCCAGCCUGGGCGCGAGAACUUCCAGAACUGGCUCAAGGAUGGCACGGUGCUGUGUGAGCUCAUCAACGGGCUGUACCCCGAGGGGCAGGCCCCCGUGAAGAAGAUCCAGGCCUCCACCAUGGCCUUCAAGCAGAUGGAGCAGAUCUCUCAGUUCUUACAGGCGGCCGAACGCUAUGGCAUCAACACCACCGACAUCUUCCAGACUGUGGACCUCUGGGAAGGAAAGAACAUGGCGUGUGUGCAGCGGACGCUGAUGAACCUGGGUGGGCUGGCGGUAGCCCGGGAUGAUGGGCUUUUCUCUGGAGAUCCCAACUGGUUUCCUAAGAAAUCCAAGGAGAACCCUCGCAACUUCUCGGACAACCAGCUACAAGAGGGCAAGAACGUGAUCGGGCUACAGAUGGGUACCAACCGCGGGGCGUCCCAGGCAGGCAUGACCGGCUACGGGAUGCCCCGCCAGAUCCUCUGAUCCCACCGCGCCCUGCCCCGCCCUCCCACGGAUGGUUAAUAUAUAUGUAUAUUUCAGCAGUGACAUUCCCCGAGAGCCCCUGGGGCUCGCAGACUCCCCUCUGCCAGGGCGGGGGCCUGGCCUGCCUCCUCUGGGGGGGCACCCGACGGCGGGCUCUCCCCCUGGGCUUACUAAUACAUUCCCUUCCUCAAACCCACCCAAACUGGACCAACCACAACUGGCCUCUUUUCUCCUGGGACCAAAAUUUGGGGGCCUCGCCACCCCCCAGCCGCAUACCUCUUCACGUGCCCUUUGGCUUCUCUCCCCACGACCCCUGAGCUCCGUGCCCUGAAUCCAUUCCUUGGCCGGGGGUCAGGGACGCCGCCUUCCGGCCUUCCUUCCGCAAGCAUGCCUCGCCCCCAGCUGUGGCUGCAGGGACCUAAUUUAUAGGGAGAGGCCUGUGGCGGCCGCCUCCCCAGCCUCCCCAGCCACAGCCGGGCUGCACUCACCACACAUCAAGGCAGCUGGCCCCUGGCAGGGGUCCUCUUGGCUUCCCAUUUUCCAUUCCCCUUGCUGUGGCUAGGGCUUGAAAAACCUGAGUUUGCUGAUUUAAAUAAAUAUCUCUGCCUUUUUUUGGA